Brassica rapa (field mustard) is the source of this 2110-nucleotide messenger RNA. Its product is annotated as defensin-like protein 172. Lineage: Eukaryota; Viridiplantae; Streptophyta; Magnoliopsida; Brassicales; Brassicaceae. The record is from RefSeq and is a predicted model, not a curated record.
CCAUACUCUUAAAACAGAAGUUAUGAAUUAAUUCAGGUGUGAUUUUCUAAUUUGGACUAAUCUUUAGAAAGUUGUUUAAAUUAAUAAUUGUAUAAUAUUUGAAUUAUUCUAAAACAAACAAAUCAAAUAGAUAUUUAUAAAAUUAUUGUAUUUAAAAUGCUAUAUUAAAAAAAUUAAUAAUAUGGGAAAUAUUACAAUUAAUCAUGUAAAACAAAUAAUUAUGUAUGUAAAUAUGAAAAUAACCACUCGCACGAUUGUGUGGAUCAAGAAAAUCGCACAUUCUCUCAUAUUUGCUUUAUUUUGGUAACUUUUCUGUAGAUGAAAUUCUUCUUCUCAGAUUUUUUCUUGAAUUUAUUUCUUCUCAUGAGAAGAACAAUCAAAUGUGGUAAAAAAAAAAAGCAACGAUGAAGGCGUAGACGAUGAGAACACACACCAACUUGUAUGAAUCAAGGGUAAAACCAGUGGAAAUUAAGCACAAUUGAUAGAUACUACAUUAUGUCAAAAUCAGUGUUCUGCACUUAAUUUUUUUUCCAAAUUUGGUCAUUUCACAAAUUCACCCUUGGUUUAACACAAUUACGUGCGGCAAACAGAAAUAUCCAUCAUUUUACAUGUUAGGCAACGAGGACUUGGAAAUAGACAUGGGCGUUCAAAAAGGCCCAUCGGAUUUUCGAAUUUUCAUACUAUUUUCAUAAAUCUAAUUUGGUUUUUACUAAUUAUCGGAUCAAGUUUGGUUCGGUUCUUUCCAGAUUCAGCUUGGAUCGGAUUAUAACCAAUUCUGAUAUCGCCCAAAAAUAUUAUUUUAAACAAAAAAAAGACAAACAUAUUCAAAAUAUAUAAAUUAUUCAAAAAUAUAAUUAAAAACUAGUUAAAUUAUCUAAACUAACUAAAAAGUAUUCAAAAUAACCAAUAAAUAAACUACAAAAAUCUUUAAAGAAUACUCUAAGAUAUUAUUUUGAUCAAAUACUCUAAAAUAUCUUAAUAUAUAUAUAAAAGCAUUAAUAUAUUUAAGUAAUUUCAGAUAUGUUCGGAUUCUAGUAUGGAUUUCAGUUUUGUUCGGGUUUUACCCGAACCCAAAAGUACUAGGCUUUGAAGUCUCGUUCGGAUAUUUUUAGAUAAGCGGUUUUGGUUUUUUCAGUUCUGGUUAAAACCGGAACUUCGGUUUGGGGUAAAAAAAUGCACAUGCCUACUUGGAAAUAAAGCUUAGACGACACCAAAACAUUCUCUCACUUUUUUGAAACACAAGAAAUGCUCUCACUAAAUUAUGCUUUCUAAGAUUUCUGAUUGGUAGUUCCAAAAAAAGAUUUCUGAUUGGUUGUUGAAUAAUUUCAUGUAGAAAUGAUUUUCUAUAUCAAAGGAAUGUAGGAACCAAACCACAACAUAGAAAUGAUCUUGUACAUUGUAUUACGUCAUGGGAUAGGUCUAAAUUGAGGUAAGAGUGACUACUGUAUUCAGCAUGACAUCUGUGAACCUUCCAUGUUCAUAACACAUAAAAUCACAGUCAACUGCAGUCAACUUUCCAUGUUCAUAAACACAUAAAAUCACAGUCAAAGAGUUUGUGUUAAAAAAUACACUGGUAAAGAUAUAUUUCUGAAAUUGGAUCAUUUGAGAAUUCUAUAAAUAUCCUUUUUAGCUGUCACCCAAAUUGUUCAUAUUUACCAACUAAAAUCACUAUUUGUAUUAGAAAGCAGCAAACAAAUAUGGCUAAGACAACUUCUACAUUGGUUCUUCCCAUCAUCUUCCUUAUUAUGUUUGCCUUGGUUGAGCAGAAUGUUGGAUGCACAGCAAGUAUGGGACCAUGUGAAAUAGGUAAAAGCUGUACUACCAAAUGCAAGGUUACGUUUGGACAAAUGGCUAAUGGCUACUGUGACCGCAGCACUGGUGGACUUGGAGAGUGUGUUUGUGUCUAUCCUUGUCCACCUCCUAAGACCCAUUUGUGAUUUGUACUUAGAAAUAUUUCACUUCUUCAAAACGUAUAAGCUGGAAUAUAAAAGUUUUAAGCUCAAGGUUAUUUGUCGAAAUAUUACUGAUAGACUUCGGAUAUCAUGAUUCAUAACUAUAGGAUCACCAUUUUCAUUCAAGUAUUACAAUUUUAAUUAUUACCUUUUCUAAA